Messenger RNA from Ramularia collo-cygni, 381 nucleotides. RefSeq lists its product as uncharacterized. NCBI's taxonomy places the organism in Eukaryota, Fungi, Ascomycota, Dothideomycetes, Mycosphaerellales, Mycosphaerellaceae. Bases 1 to 381 code for a protein of 126 amino acids. The transcript has a single exon. The record is from RefSeq and is a predicted model, not a curated record.
AUGGGCGCGACUGAGCUGCCCGAUCAUCAGCACUCCGACCAUUUGUCGAUCGAGGACCGCGAGCAUGGCUCUGAUGGAUCCGUGUCCCACGAGAAGGGCAACACGACCCGCGACGAGGUCGAAAUGUCGCGCAUGGGCAAGAAGCAAGAGCUGCGGGCAAGUGGCGUCUUCUCCAUUCACUCUCCAAUCUCUCCACUGACGUCGAGUCAGAGGACAUUCAAAUUCGUCUCCAUCGUUGGUUUCGUCACCAUCUUGCAGGCUACCUGGGAGAAUGUACUCCUUGCCAACUGGUUCGGCUUGUACAACGGCGGGACCGCAGGUGUCAUCUGGUGUACCAUAGCUGUAUGGCUGUUGAUGCUGUGCAUGAUCGCCUCGCUGUAA